Messenger RNA from Rosa rugosa (rugosa rose), 1970 nucleotides. RefSeq names its product cytochrome P450 CYP736A12-like. Lineage: Eukaryota; Viridiplantae; Streptophyta; Magnoliopsida; Rosales; Rosaceae. The transcript has 3 exons. Gene Ontology annotation, molecular function: iron ion binding; monooxygenase activity; oxidoreductase activity, acting on paired donors, with incorporation or reduction of molecular oxygen. Bases 441 to 1805 code for a protein of 454 amino acids. The record is from RefSeq and is a predicted model, not a curated record.
AUAACGUAUAGGAUGAUAUUGGGUUGCACAAAGGAUGAUGCUAGGUUUGGUUUGAAGGAGAUUGUUCACGAAAUUUCAUUGUUAACCGGGGCAUUUAACGUAGCUGAUUUUGUGCCCUUCCUCGGUCCAUUUGAUUUUCAGUUAAUGGUUGAAAUUUCUUUAUGAGAUCCAACGCCCAGCUGAAAGGUCCAUUUGCUGUUGAGCCGAGGGUUGGUCCUGUAAUAUAAAUGAGUCACUGAGCUUGUCAUGACCCAUAUGUUCCACUCUCUCUAAACUUCACAAAAUCCAGAAUGCCAGGAACAAUGAUUCCUUCAACAAUAAUGACCAUCCUCCUGGUUCUCCUCACAUGACUUUGGUCACUCAUCUCUGCCUCCUCAAAAUCAAAACACAGAAAACUACCACCCGGCCCUCGGUCAUUUCCAAUAACCAGAAACCUCUAUAUGCUAGGCAACCUCCCCCAUCGAAGCCUCCAACAAUUGGCCAAAAAAUAUGGACACAUCAUGUCCAUUCGUCUAGGCAAUGUUUCUACCAUAGUAGUCUCCUCCCCACAAGCCGCAGAGCUAUUCAUCAAAACCCAUGACACUAAUUUCGCCAGCCGGCCCAAAAUCCAAGCCUCAGAGUACCUAUCCUACGGCACAAAGGGCAUGGCCUUUUCCCAAUACGGUCCCUAUUGGCACCAUAUGAGGAAGCUCUGCAUGCUUCAUCUCUUCUGUCUAGCAAAAAUGGAAGUUUUCUCGCCGCUGCGAAAGGAGGAACUGGGAGUGCUGGUAAGAAAGCUGAAGAGAGCUGCAGAGGAAGGUGGAGUCAUGGAUGUUAGUGAGAAGAUUGGUGUGAUGAAUGAGGACAUAACGUAUAGGAUGGUGUUGGGUUGUAAAAGGGAUGAUAGGUUUAAUUUGAAAGCCAUUGUUGAGGAAACGCUUUUCUUGACUGGGGCUUUCAAUAUAGUUCAUUCCCUUGUUGCACUUGAUAUUCAGGGAUUGACCAAGCGCUUAAAGAAAGUUACCAAGAUGAUCGAUCAACUCCUGGAGAAGAUAAUAGACCAGCAUGAACAAGUUGCCAACACCAAGAGUGGGAAACAAGGCCAUGAGGACUUUGUAGACGUGUUGCUUUCGUUAACGAACCGACCGUUGAACCCGAAUGAUGAGCAAGUACACUUCCUUGAUCGAACAAAUGUGAAAGCCAUCUUAGUAGACAUGAUAACGGCGGCUUUUGAUACUUCGGCCACAUCGAUUGUUUGGAGCCUUGCCGAGCUCUUGAGGCAUCCAUGGAUCAUGAAGAAUCUCCAAGAAGAGAUCCAAAGUGUGGUUGGUAUGGACCGAAUGGUGGAAGAAUCUGAUUUGCCCAAGCUGGAUUACUUGAGUAUGGUGGUAAAGGAGAGCUUCAGACUACACCCAGUUGCACCGUUACUAGUCCCACAUGAAUCCAUCGAGGACAUUACCAUCGAUGGAUAUGACAUACCCAAGAAGUCGCGGAUCAUAGUAAACAUCUGGAGCAUUGGAAGAGAUCCUAAUGUUUGGUCAGAAAAUGUUGAGGAGUUUUAUCCUGAAAGGUUCAUGAACAGCAAUAUAGACCUCCGGGGACAUAACUUUCAGCUCAUCCCAUUUGGGUCUGGGCGAAGAGGGUGUCCGGGUAUGCAAUUAGGGCUAGCCACAGUUCGGCUAGUUCUGGCACAACUGGUUCAUUGCUUUAACUGGGAGCUCCCAAAUGGCUUGCUACCUCAAGACUUGGACAUGUCUGAGGAUUUCGGCUUAUCACUGUCAAAAGCCAAACACUUGCUUGCUAAGCCAACGUACCGUCUUAUGUAGGUUAUUUUUUCAAUGUAAUUUUUUGAUUAAGGAAUCUUAUGUAGUUUGUUGGAUCUCAACUGACAUUCAUCCAUAGUUUGUUAGAUCUCAACGAGCAUUCAUCCAUCUAUUAUUCUGCAGCUUAAAGAAAUGUGCGCAAAUGCAAUUAGUAUAAUGAUUUCAUCA